AGGAGGAGGCGGAGCUGGCUGUUUGAAAGUGGCGGUUAACCGUUCAUCACAGGGAUGUUUCUGUAAACAGACGGAGCAUUAUAAUUGACAAAGUUAGCCGAUAACGUUAUAAAAUAAAUGUUUUGUUCGGUAGCGGUGCUGUUGACGGUCAGCCAGACCCGCUGGAUUUCCUGAUAUUUUACACUGACACCGGAGGCAAAGCAAAAAAAAAAAAAAAAAAGCACCGUUAACGUCUUUAUAUUCACUGGAAUCUUGCAUCAUGACAAACGAGGAUGUUAAGGUGAUCCCAGUGCGGGUUGCCUUGCGAUGUCGUCCAUUGGUACCCAAAGAAAUUAACGAGGGAUGCCAGUGCUGUCUCACAUUUGUGCCUGGAGAGCCACAGGUGAUUGUUGGCACAGAGAAGGCAUUCACCUAUGAUUAUGUGUUUGAUCCCACUGCUGAGCAAGAAGAAGUCUUCAAUAUUGCAGUCUCACCCUUGUUGUCUGGACUUUUUAAAGGUUACCAUGCCACAGUGCUUGCAUAUGGACAGACAGGGUCAGGGAAGACUUUCUCCAUGGGAGGAACUUACACAUCAGCUCAAGAGAACGAUCCUUCAGUGGGAGUUAUUCCACGGGUUAUCGGGAUGAUUUUCCAGGAAAAGGAGAUGAGGACAGAUUGUGAAUUCUCUCUGGCAGUGUCAUACUUGGAGAUCUACAAUGAAGAUAUACUGGACUUGCUGUGUACAUCCAAAGAUAAACCUGCCAUCAGCAUUCGGGAAGAUCCUAAAGAUGGCAUCAAGAUUGUGGGCCUAACUGAGCGGGAGGUGUUUUCUGCCCAUGAGAUGGUGGGCUGUCUGGAGCUUGGAAACUCUGCUCGCACCGUGGGCUCCACAGCCAUGAACGCUGCUUCGUCACGCUCACAUGCGAUCUUUACUAUUACACUGGAGCAACGCAGGGGGACGGACAAAACUGACUCGGUUGUGUCAAAAUUACACCUUGUGGAUCUGGCUGGCUCUGAGAGGCAAAAGAAAACCAAAGCAGAGGGAGAUCGUUUAAAGGAGGGCAUCAGCAUCAACAGAGGUCUUCUGGCUUUGGGUAACGUGAUCAGUGCCCUGGGCGAUGAAAGCAAAAAAGGGUCCUUUGUUCCUUACAGAGACUCCAAGCUUACACGCCUGUUGCAAGAUUCUUUGGGAGGUAAUAGCCACACAUUGAUGAUUGCGUGCAUCAGCCCGGCAGACUCAAACAUUGAGGAGACUAUCAACACGCUGCGGUACGCUGAUAGAGCUCGCAAGAUAAAAAACAAACCUAUAGUCAAUGUCGACCCCAGAGCUGCAGAAAUGAAGCGCUUAAAACAACAGGUCCAGGAGCUACAGGUGAUGCUGCUGCAUGCCCGUGGAGGUGUGGCACCCGUACUCAAUGGCCCAGAGUCUGCUGAGAAUGUGACAAAGCUCUUGGAAAGGAACCGUGCUCUGCAGGAUGAGAACAACAAGCUCAGCAGGGAGCUGAGUGAGGCUGCUGGACAGACUGCCCUGAUGUUUGAGAAGAUUAUUAUGACGGAACAAACAAAUGAGAAGCUGCAAAGCAAACUGGAACAACUGCGACAACAUGCAGCAUGUAAAGUGGACCUUGAGAAAGUGCUGGAGACUUUGGAGGAUCAGGACUUGAAGGGUAAAGUUGAAGUGAUGAGAAAUCUGCAGGACAUCAUCUUGGAGCUCCAGAGUGAGAGUGCAGGCAUCGCUGCCUCCAUUGAUGCCAUGGCCUCAGGAGAGGACACACCUGAGGGAUCAGGGGAUGGCAGUAGAAAUUCAACAGACGGUUCCCCAUCAGAUGCUGCUGCCAACAUUGAUAAGGACUCAACAGAGGGCUUUACAACCCAUCAUGCACUGCGCCAGGCCCAGCUGUCCAAGGAACUGAUUGAGCUCAAUAAAGUGUUGGCUUUGAAGGAAGCUUUUGUUAAGAAAAUGUGCCAGAAUGACAGCCAGCUGGAGCCGAUGCAAACAGAGCACCAGAAAAACAUGCAUACUCUUCAGGCAGCAGUGGACUCUUUGCAGAAGGAGAAGGAGGAUCUUGUUUUGGCACUCCAGUCUGCAAAGAAAGAUACCAACCAGGCUAAGCUUAGUGAACAGCGCAGGAAAAGGCUCCAGGAGCUUGAGGGCCAGCUUGUAGACAUGAAGAAGAAACUUCUUGAGCAGUCCAAACUUCUGAAACUCAAAGAAUCCUCUGCUCGCAAUGUGACCAAGCUCAUGCAAGAGAUCCAGGCUAUGAAGGCCCAGCGUGUGCAGCUGAUGAGGCAGAUGAAGGAGGAUUCAGACAAAUUCAGACUCUGGAAGAGCAAGAAGGACAAGGAGGUGCUCCAGCUCAAGGAGAAAGAUCGUAAACGCCAGUAUGAAUUAAUAAAACUUGAGAGGGAUUUCCAGAAACAGGCCAAUGUUCUGCGCCGCAAAACUGAAGAGGCUGCAGCUGCUAACAAACGUCUGAAAGAUGCUCUGCAGAAGAGAAGUGAGGUAGCGGAGAAACGCAAGGAUGUCCAGAGCAGAGGAAUGGAAGGAGCUGCCACAAGAGUUAAGACAUGGCUUCUAAAUGAAGUAGAGGUGCUAGUCAGCACAGAGGAGGCGCGACGGCACCUGAAAGAUCUGUUGGAGGACAGGAAGAUCCUGGCUCAGGAGAUCAGCCGACUCAAGCAGCAGAUGGAGGCUGGGGAACGACCUGCUGCCAAAAUCAGGCGCCGAACACUGAUUAUCUCUGAACUAGAGAACCAGGGGGGCCUGGAAACACCUCUGAGUAAACAGGUGGAGAACCUGGAGACAGAAAUGGGCCUCAGGAGUGCCCAGAUAGCUGACCUUCAGCAGAAAGUGCUUGACGCAGACAACGAGGGGCGUUUGAAACAGCGCUGGGACAGCAUCACCAGCAUAGUGGAUGCCAAGUGUGCCCUCAAGCUCCUGAUGUCUGAGCUGGUGUCUGCUAAAACUGCUAAUGCCAAGCUAGAGAGCGACAUCAAACAGGAGAAGGGAAAUGCGUCGGACUUAACGAAGAUGCUGACAGAAGAGAGGAACGUGAUGUCGACCAUGGACAUGGAGCACCAACAGCAGCUCGUGGAACUAGAGCAGAGGCAUCAAGAAAAGGUCCUGUACCUCCUCAACCAGCUACAGAACAAACCCAUAUGUGGAGACUCAGAUGAAACAAAGCAGACAGAGGAAGAGACAUCAAAGGAGAGGGAGCUCCUGCAGCGCCUCAGAAUUCAGGAAGAAGAGAUUGAGAAGCUGCGGGAAAUGAGUGAGCAAAACCAGAAACUGAUGGAGGAAAAUGAGCAUUACAAACAGAAACUAACACUGAUCCAGCUGGCAAGUGGGAAGAAAAUGCUUUUGCCGACAUCCAACAGUGAAAAUAGUCCAGAGGACUCGUUUGAGUAUGUUCCGCCAAAGCCUAAAGGGAGGCGCUUCACAACAGCCAAAUUGCCGCUGAAGACGGCCAUCAACAUCGAGGAGCUGAUGUCUGCCUCUGAGAGCGAGAACGACGACGAAGAGGAUGAAUGGAUUCCUGAGAAACCCGAGAAGGCUCGCAGGAAUUCAAAGAGAUCCAAGGCAACUGGGUGUGCGUGUAAAGGCCGCUGUGGCAACAAGCUGUGCAGAUGCCGCAAAGGAAAGAUGACUUGUGGGGAGAACUGCCAGUGUGAUCAUGAGAAAUGUCGUAACAUGGACGUCCAGGUGUCUGCUGAUGACUCAAAUCAGACUGACAGCAGGUCAAGAGAUUCAGUGUCUUUUCCUGAAGACCCCACAGCCGUCAGUCCUGGCAACGCCACAUUCUUCAAGCCUCCCUCCUGUACCCCCACCAAAAAGGUGCUGAAGGAAAUUGGCGACAUGGGACACACUCCUUGUGACCUUAAACUGGACAGGAAACCCGUCUUCCCAGAGGGAGAGGAGGAGGGCGAAGAUGACGAUAGAAACACAGCCAGCCUCCUCAAGAAGAAGAAACGAAUUCUCACAAGUUUUCAAAACAGUUUUUUCUCCGGUUGCACACCCAUCAGGGAAGAAUCUUAAAACGGGACAUUGCAGGGUAGGGCCGUCUGUUUUAGGUGUCCUCUGUGUUUCGUUAAAUGUUUUUGUCCAUGUAUUUUCUUUAGUCUUUUUUUAAAUGUUAUUAAAAUGUCUUGUGCUCUACCUUAAGUGUAGCUGUUGAUUCAGAAACACUUUCCCUUGUAUUUAGAGUAAAAGGUUAACUAAUUGACUGUGAACUGCAUUGGAAAAUCCGACGUAAUGCACAUUUAGAUGAUUCAGAUUAUAUUUCUAUUUUUAAGUCUUUUUUUAGUGUUGUAAACAAUGACUAACACUGAAUUUACCACCAUUGAAGCCAAUUUCAUGAGAAAUAUUAAUACGGAACUUCUAGGCAAGCACCCUUAAAGUGUUUCCACCAUGUUUUUAGUAUCACAGGUUAAUAAAAGUCUUACGGUCAA
Messenger RNA from Myripristis murdjan (pinecone soldierfish), 4428 nucleotides. RefSeq names its product kinesin family member 4 (gene kif4). NCBI's taxonomy places the organism in Eukaryota, Metazoa, Chordata, Actinopteri, Holocentriformes, Holocentridae. Gene Ontology annotation, molecular function: microtubule motor activity; ATP binding; microtubule binding. The coding region runs from base 260 to 4015 and encodes 1251 amino acids. Gene Ontology annotation, cellular component: microtubule associated complex. The transcript is spliced from 31 exons. Gene Ontology annotation, biological process: mitotic spindle organization; spindle elongation; microtubule-based movement. The record is from RefSeq and is a predicted model, not a curated record.